AUGGUAGCAUUUGUGAAGUUAAAAGUACAAGAAUCAACGUAUAUAAGUACGGUUAAAAAGUUGGAAGCUGAAAGUCAAGGUUUGCAACAGAAAUUGAAGUUUUCUUUAGAAAAUACUGCUUCACAAUCAUCUUCGACUCGAGAUAAACAAAUCCAAACUAAAACUUCAAAACCAGAUCUUCCAGAACCAGUCUCGGGAAAAAAACAUUCACAUGAUGAUGAUAGAGAAAUGGUUUCAAAAGCCAGAAGAAUUAAGAAAAAUAAUAUUUAA
This is a messenger RNA of Diversispora eburnea, 270 nucleotides long. Lineage: Eukaryota; Fungi; Glomeromycota; Glomeromycetes; Diversisporales; Diversisporaceae. The record is from the annotation of a GenBank genome assembly.